Molecule: messenger RNA, 2666 nt
Organism: Darwinula stevensoni
Lineage: Eukaryota; Metazoa; Arthropoda; Ostracoda; Podocopida; Darwinulidae
Source: the annotation of a GenBank genome assembly
AUGGCAAAGUUGGAUUCUUUGAAAUCCAGCGAUUUCUGGGGCUUCUUCCCAGUGAGGAAUUUCUUGAUGCCCAUCUUCUGCUUCUUCUCGGUUGAAGCUGGAGGCAUGGCUGGAUUAGCUUCCACGGGGCAUAAGGGUCGGCGACCAGUGAUGGCAGUGGAUGUCUUUUGCCAUGUUCCCCAGUAUGGUGGGCGGUUGUUCUCCUCAAACUGGAAAAGCUUUGCUUUCAGUCUCUUCCCAUCACUCCGAAAGUGGAGGCGAUUCCGAGCUAGCAUGGCCUUGAAGGGGAUAAAAGUGAUUGAGAUGAGCGGUCUUGCGCCAGCCCCAUUCUGCGGGAUGAUCCUGGCCGACUUUGGAGCCUCGGUCAUUCGCAUCGAUCGGGCUAGAGCGUUGAUGGAUGUGGAUAGGCUGGGGCGAGGCAAGAGGUCGAUUGCCCUGAACUUGAAGAUGCCCCAGGGUCGUGCAGUGGCACACCAACUGUGUAGGAGGGCAGAUGUACUCAUUGACCCUUAUCGAAGAGGUGUGAUGGAGAAGCUUGGCUUGGGACCUCAGGUAUUGCUGUCUGAAAACCCUAAGCUCAUAUAUGCACGACUCACAGGAUUUGGACAGAAUGGGCCGUUGGCAGACCGAGCAGGACAUGACAUCAACUACCUAGCACUUUCUGGUGUUCUAUCCAUGCUUGGCAGAAGCAAUGAGUCACCCCUGCCUCCAGUGAAUUUGUUGGCAGACUUUGCUGGUGGAGGACUGAUUUGUGCUCUGGGAAUUGUCAUGGCCCUAUUCCAUAGAACACGCUCAAAUCAAGGUCAGGUUAUCGAUACAAGCAUGGUGGAAGGAGCAGCUUAUGUUAGCAGCUGGCUUUAUAAGUCACAGGAUUUGUUUGUGUGGGGGAAGCCAAGGGGGCAGAAUGCCUUGGAUGGAGGAGCAUACUUUUACCAAACUUAUGAAACAAAAGACUCCAAGUAUAUGGCAGUGGGGGCCCUGGAACCUCAGUUCUUCCAUGAAUUUAUUUCCAAGCUGGGCCUUUCACCAUCUGAAUUUGAACACUUUAGCAAGUGGGAGGAAAACAAAGAACACAUUGCAGCUAUUUUCAGGACCAAGACUCAGGAAGAAUGGGAGAAGAUAUUCCACGAGUCAGAUGCAUGUGUGACACCUGUGCUGGAGAUGAAAGAAGCCCCUCAGCAUCCACAUAAUGUGGCCAGGGAAUCUUUCUUCGCAAAUGAAAAAGGGGAACUGGAACCAUCUCCUGCACCUCACCUGUCCGAAGUCCCCUCACAAAAAGCCACCCAUAGCCCUGUGAUUGGGGAAAAUUCAAGAGAAAUCUUGGCAGAACUUGGCUUUGGAGAGUCUUGGAUACCAGAGGUGAUGCAAAACAUAAAGCUCCUAAAAAGUGCUUUGAGGAAGACGGUGAAGGAAAAGUUGCGCCAAUUGUCCAUUGAGGAAAGGGCCCGACAAUCUCUUGUCGUCACCACUAUGCUUCUGAAUACAGAUGCAUACAAGAAUGCCCAACGAGUGUCCCUCUACCUGAGCAUGGAGGAUGAGAUUGACACCCGUCCCAUUGUGGAGGAUGUGUUUGCGCAAAAGAAAUCCUGCUUUAUACCUAGGUAUGAAAAGGGCUCCCCAAGAAUGGACAUGGUGGAAUUGUACUCCCUAAAAGACCUGGAAAGUCUUCCUUUGAACUCUUGGGGCAUCAAGCAACCACCCCUGGAGGAUUCUAGGCCAAACGCCCUGGAAUCAGGUGGCUUGGAUCUUGUACUUGUGCCCGGCUUGGCAUUCACACGAGACGGAUUGCGCCUCGGAAGAGGUAGAGGUUACUACGACCGCUUCCUUACCGAUUGCUUUCAGUUGCCUUGCAAACCCUCCACCAUAGCAUUGGCUUUUAAGGAACAGAUUUUUGAAGUGGUUCCUGUUGAAGAGUCUGACUUCCACAUCAGUCAUGUUCUCUUUGAAGGCUUGCAAUGAGCCGAGAGAAGCAUAGUUUUUCUCAAGUAGGAAUCAUUAGAGCAGUCAAAAGAAAAAAUUGGUGAGAUGGAGGAUCGAAUCUUUAGCAAUGCGCUUUUGAGGCAAUAUCUGUGCCCCUUGUAACCUUUGAGUGAUACAUGAGAUUCGUCCAGAUUUUUCUUUUGGUAUUUUUUUCUCAGUAAAACUCUGUCAAAAGCUAAGCAAUUUUGGGUUUUAUUAGGUUUUCAUUGUUUUAUCAAUUCUUAAAUUAAGCAAUUACUUUGAAAGUAUGAGGGAAAACAAAGGGCCAGAAACUAUUUUCUGCCUUGAAAAUUGCUGUUGCAGACAAUUCUGAGUUCAUUUGCAUAAUUUCUCCUAUCUGGGAAAGACGGUAAUACACUUUGGUUCUGCAUGCCCCACGAAACAGUUCAAAUUAAUUCAAUUUGAAGGCAUUCUUUUUUAUUAUAGUCAUUUCUCAUGACAGCAGUUUUACUAUCGACCUUUUGCCAAACUUGUCCUUCCUAUCAUCCUGAUCCUGAGAAUCCUAUUUUCUCUUUCAUGGUUGAACCUCUUUCAACCUUACAUUCAAUAUUCCUAAUUAUGUUUUAAAAAGAUGUUAUCAUCAUUCCUUACAGUCCAAAUUCAGUCCUCUUCAAAUAAGGCGCUUCUGGAGAGGAAUAGUUACCCCGUUAAUAUUCAUUUAUGUCUUUUAAUUUAUCCCUUACGCC